Molecule: messenger RNA, 579 nt
Organism: Salvia miltiorrhiza (redroot sage)
Lineage: Eukaryota; Viridiplantae; Streptophyta; Magnoliopsida; Lamiales; Lamiaceae
Exons: 1
Coding region: 1-579 (192 amino acids)
Source: RefSeq, a predicted model, not a curated record
AUGGCUGAAUAUCAAAAUGCUACAAAAAUUCAUGGAGGUUCAGUUCUUGGUCACAAGGUAAUCCAUCGUGACCGAGAAGCAGCAGCUCAUCGUCUCUUCAACGACUAUUUUUCUGAAAAUCCAACAUUCAACGAAGGAAUGUUUCGUAGACGCUUUCGAAUGUCUCGAAGUCUAUUCCUCCGUAUUGUUGAUGCUGUCAAAAAUCAUAAUGAUUUUUUCGAGCAACGCAUGGAUUGCACAGGAAGAUGGGGCUUGUCCACACUUCAAAAAAUAACAGUUGCCUUUCGAAUAUUGGCAUACGGAGUACCAGCAGAUGCUACUGACAAGUAUAUAAAUAUUGGUGAGUCCACUGCAAUUAAAUGUGUCAAGAAAUUCUGUCGUGCAUUUGUGAAAAUAUUUUCUGAUCAAUAUCUAAGAUCUCCUAAUGCUAAUGAUGUUGCUAGACUACUUUAUAUUGGUAAACAACGUGAAUUUCCAGGAAUGUUAGGUAGUCUUGAUUGUAUGCAUUGGAAGUGGAAAAAUUGUUCAACAGGGCGAGAAACCGCCUCCAGAGCCAGCGCCGGCCCCGGAGAAGAGUGA